Zingiber officinale is the source of this 1840-nucleotide messenger RNA. Its product is annotated as protein terminal ear1 homolog. The coding region runs from base 194 to 1756 and encodes 520 amino acids. The transcript has 6 exons. The record is from RefSeq and is a predicted model, not a curated record. Lineage: Eukaryota; Viridiplantae; Streptophyta; Magnoliopsida; Zingiberales; Zingiberaceae. Gene Ontology annotation, molecular function: RNA binding.
GAGAGCGAGAGAGGUUUCGGAGGGCGUGUAGCGUCGCGGCGUUCGGCGUGCCCAUAGGAUAGUGGAAGAAGAAGCGACGGAGUCGUAGUUUCGCAGCGAGACGUCUCGUUUCGGCGCGCGCCGCCGGCACGCACCGCCACCGCCUGCCUUUUCUAUUUAUUUAUUUAUUUUUGAGGGUUUUUACGUCGGUUUAAUGGCUGGAGGAGGAGCCCGUGGAAACCUUCUUGAUCCGGCGGCCGCCGAGUUUCGACCGGAGACCGCUCACCGGUUCGCCGUCCUCGCUUCCUGCCACCAGUUGCACUAUCCGUUGCCGCCUCCCCCGCCGCCUCAGGUUCCCUCGGUGUUGGCUUCGAGGGCGGUGAUGAUAAGCAUGGUGCCCCGGCACUUGGGUGAGGCGGAGGUGAGAGCCGCGAUGGAGGCGUUCGGCAGGGUGCAGGCGGUCGAUGUGGGGGCUCUCGCGGCGGAGGGCGUCGUCAUCGUGCACUACUACGACCUGAGGAGCGCGCAGGCGGUAGUGGCGGCGGCGGCUCACGGGCUGGUUUAUCUCUCCGGCGGAUGGGGCUGGUUCGGCGGUUGGGGCGUCGGUGCGAACCACUUCUCGGCGAUUUGGGCUCAGUUUGCGGCGGCGGCGAUCGACGAGCCCAACCAGGGAUUCAUCUUCGUGCUUAAUUCGGAUUCGGCGUUUUCCUGCACCGCCCUCGCCCAAAUCUUCGGAGCAUUCGGAGUUCUCAAGGACGUGAAGGUGGUUCCAUCGAAGCAGCAGCACCUCGUGCUGGUGGAGUUCUACGACAAAAGGGACGCCGGCCGCGCUAUGUUAGAGCUCAACGGCAAAGAGAUCGACGGAAGACGGCUGUUUCUCCAAUUCGGAGCGACUGAAACCCAAACAAUCAGAAGCAACACUCUCCGAAACGAGAAGAAUCGCGAGGUCUCAUUGCCUCCGAGGCUCGCGCGAGGGAGUCUCAAGGACGGCAGAUGGCUGCAGAGCAGUGAACUCCGGCAAGUCGGGAAGCCGGCGCCAUGUUUUGUGAACGCAGCCAAGCCCAGCGCUAAGACCAGCCACAGCGCCAUUGUCAGCGCGGAGAAAUGGAGCAGGAAGUCACUCCGCCAGAACCACUGCUACGUCCCGUCACCGCCGCCGUCGUCGCCGCAAGAGCCGUCGACCAGCAAAAGAAGGGGUAAUUGGAAGAAAUUUACCAAGACCAAAGAGGAGGAUUCCGGCAGGUUUCUCUUCAAGGAAAUCGACACAGAGGCAUCUCGCCAGCUUUCUCCUCGCAGGGACUCGAGAACCACCGUCAUGAUCAAGAACAUCCCCAACAAGUAUAGUCAGAAGCUGCUCUUGAGCUUGCUGGACGACCACUGCGUCGAAUGCAACGAUAAGAUCAGAGACAGCAAAGAGGACGAGCCUUACUCCGCCUACGACUUUCUCUAUCUCCCCAUCGAUUUCAACAACAAGUGCAACAUGGGGUACGGGUUCGUGAACUUGACGUCGCCGGCGGCCGCCCUCCGCCUCUACAGAUCCUUCCACCGGCAGCCAUGGCAGGCCUUCAACUCCCGCAAGAUCUGCCAAGUCACAUACGCUCGUUUGCAGGGAUUGGAAGCGCUGAAGGAGCACUUCCGGAGCUCCAGGUUCACCUGUGACUGCGAUGAGUUCAUGCCGGCAGUCUUCUAUCCUCCACGCGAUGGCGAAAAGCUCACCGAACCGGUCCCUGUCGCCGGCAGGCGUGCCAGGGCUACUGAGGACGGUAAUUCUAGAUGAGACAAGGAAGGAUGUUGCAGUCGAUAUAGAUGAAUGUGUUCUGUUGUUUACUUCCAACUCGUUGAAACAUUUGCUUAGGCCAAA